AUGGCCGAGUUUCAUCUGCGCCAGUUUAUGCGCCUCAUCAGUCUUUCCGACAAACGAACUGAGACAGAGAAACACAUAUCACGAGAUCCGGAUAUGGCACGUGCACGAAUUCAGACAGAGAAAAAUAAUCUACCGAUUGAAAUGCUCCAGCACAUAUUGUCAUACCUCGACUGUAUAGCCUUACUGAGAUGUCGCUGCGCAUGCGCAAGAUGGCUCGACUGCAUCCUAGGAGAUUCGGGCGAUCUACGAAACAUCAUGUUCCUACCUAAGCGGAUUGCCGCCAAAACAAAUAAAGGACAGUCGUAUAAUCUGACGAUCACCUUCUACACCGAUGCGAAGAAUCCUUACAGGCAAUUGAGGUCUUCGACAGUCGGCAUCAUCUCUCAAAUUCUCAUGGUCAGCACUUCUCCAGGAGAUGCAGACAGCGCUAUAUCUUUACACCCAUUUAUGCUCAAGUCUAGCUACAUGAAAGCGCAUAUCCCGAAAGGCCUAAUUAAAGCACCAAGCCGCUCAUUGCACUUUCUCAGUCUGUGGAACAGAGCUGAUUACCGCCUGGUGCAUCCUGGCGAUUCCGAACUUUGGAAACAUUUCCUUGUUACGACACCAGCCAGCACUGAAGUACGCGUUAAAUAUCGGUAUAUAGACCAGGAGAAUUAUCCUCUUGAGUCCGAGGAUGGACAGGGCUCAGAGGUAUUGCGCAAUGUUGUCGGUGUUCGCUUCUGCGAGGUGUUCGAUGCCAUAGAGGCAAAGGCUAUGGGUUUACUACGUAGAGCGGCGCUCAAGCAAUUUGACGAAAAUCCGCAGGCAUGUCUGGAGUUUCCAGGGCUUCACUAG
Molecule: messenger RNA, 834 nt
Organism: Parastagonospora nodorum SN15
Lineage: Eukaryota; Fungi; Ascomycota; Dothideomycetes; Pleosporales; Phaeosphaeriaceae
Exons: 1
Coding region: 1-834 (277 amino acids)
Molecular function (GO): protein binding
Source: RefSeq, a predicted model, not a curated record